CUCCAGGGCCUUCAACAGGGGAACCGUUGGACAGAGGGAUGACCCAGGGUCUGAUUUCCCUCUACUCUGAAAAAAACGAAUCUCGAUGAACAACUCAAAGAACCAAGCACACAAAACCAAGGAAAUCGCAAGCCCACCCCAUAUCCACCCGCAAUAUCGCAAUAACCAUAGUAGCCCUAUCAUGGUGGUCGUCAACAUGGAAGUCGUCUCAUAAACCAACGCCACAUCCUCCCGCCAAGCCAGCCACAAGCCACCCCCACAAUCAUGCCCCUGCAACUGAAAUCCAGAAUUGCACCAAAACGUUAGCCCUGACCCACAAACCGCCAGCGCACCCGCACAAACAUUCUCCACUUGGCUUCGCCUUCCCGUCCGCAACUCCACCUGUCAGCCAUCGUCAGCAACCCGAACGAGCCAAAGCGAACGGACGAACCCUUCGGCGCCGGUGAUAAAAACCGUAUCUUUUGCGUUAUCAGAACAUGGCUCCUACCAAGAAGCAGGAGACUGAGAAGACGGGGUUGGCAAAGGGUGUUAACAAGGGCACUAAAACAAUCCCCAUCAUCUCCAAACCCCGCCCCUCCCGCCGCAAGGGCGCCCAGAGCAAGCGCACCAACUUUGUCCGCAGCAUCGUCAAGGAAGUCGCCGGCCUCGCCCCUUACGAGCGUCGUGUCAUUGAACUACUCCGCAACGGCAAGGACAAGCGCGCAAGAAAGUACUCCAAGCGCAAGCUGGGCACUUACGGCAGGGCCAAGGCAAAGGUUGAUGAGUUGCAGAGGGUUAUUGCUGAGUCGAGGAGGGCUGGUCAUUAAGACUGGUAUUCUAUCUUCGAGAAUUAGGAGUUUGUGGCAACUUGGAUUCAGCAGUGGCCUGACGGUUACUAAUCUAGGCAACUAAAGGGACGCCCUUGUCUCCUUGACAAUCAAAAGACAUUGCUGGUAUUUAUCUGUACUUACCCUACUUUCAAAGACUGCAUCCAUUGAAAAUGAGCUUCAUUGUCUAGCUGGGAAAGCAUAUCUACCAAAGACCCAAAAGGCCGGGCAUAUCCCACAGUGAAUCCUACCUCGAUACAGCAAACGCCCUGAAUAAUGCAGACAAAACAACCACUUUCCUCCUCUCCCACAUAUUUUAUCAAGCAACUCACUUCUUCCCAAACUUGAAAAACUUCCCCAUCUUCUUCUUGAGCGCCUCAGGGUCAAUCUCCCUCUUCGGCUUCUCUGACCCCGCCGCCUGAGCCGACGAAGACCCCGACGGUCCAGCCUCACUACCACCCCCGACAACCCCAACCUCUGGCACCUCAGGAAUCACAAUCUCCCUCGCCCUAGAAGCUACGCUCUCCUUCAAAAACCCGCCCUUCCUCGCCUCCCCAGAGGCACCAUCCUCCCAAACAAGAUUAAACAUCUGUGGUCCCUUGAGCUUAUACCCCGCAAUCAACUUCUUGUUCCCAUCUUCCACGUGUGUCCUCGGGCCGGGGAUGGUAAGCUUGAAAGGCUGAUCUGGGUGCGCCAUCGUCGCCCGGAUGGCUUGAUAUAACCAGCCUCCGGUCUCCUCAGGGGUAGCCACCCACGUGGCGGAGGUUUGGUCAGGGAAUCGGACUUUGAUUUCAACUCUGGUAACCUUGGCAAGUUUGGCAGCUUCUUCUACCUUGAUUGCGGCGAGCUCGGCGUCGGAUUUGAGGCGGGUGUUUUGGGCCUUUUGGAGGAGCUGUUGCUGGCGGAGCUGGGCAUGGGCAAUGGUUGGUUCGUAAGCUGAGUCGUCUUCUUGGAUGUUGACUGCUGCUGGGGUGGUGGAGGUGGGGGCGACGAAGACGGAGGUGGGGAGGAAGCGGUCAACAGGUUCGGAGGGUGGUGAUGUAGGCUGAGGCUGGGUUUCAUCGACAUCCAUGAGAUCCGCAGAAGGCUUCGUCUCUUCUUGCUCUGUGACUGCUGGGAUGGUUGUCUCGGUUGGUGGAAUGCUUGAUUCUAUGUUGCCUUCCACCUUUGGUUCCUCUACAACAUCAGUAGUACUGCUCUCCACCUUGGGCUCCUGUUGGACCGGCGCUGGUUUUGGCUCCUUUUCCUUUGGCUGAUCUGGCUCGACAUCCUUCAAGAACUGGCCGAUAUCGGACAUGGCCUCGAACAAGGUCUUUUCCGUGAGUUUGAAACUCAGCCGAAUGACCAUGCUGCCAGAGUUGAUGCCACAUUGUGACAAGGUCUUGUUGAGAUCUUCCAAAGCAGAGUACUCUCUCCCCAUGAUGUUGACAAUGGGGGCCUCGUGAUAAAGCUGACCGCCGUUCUGGGUGUCUUUUUUUGGAGUGGCUCUGCCCGUAAGGUUGAGCCCACUCUCUGAGCUCUCAAACUGGCGCAAUGUUUGCCAUAAUGUGAAGUCGUUGGGCAGCUUCUUUGUGAAACGUUUCCCAUCGACAUCGAGAGCUAUCGACACAACGGAUGCACUCUUUGACUUUUGAACGAGCUCCAGCUUCGCACCGGAAACCAGCCCUGAUGUGCGGAAGGGAGAUGUGAGAUCGACAAUCUUUUGUUUGUGCCUGUGAUACAUGUAAGCUGAUGAUGAGAUGUAUUGGAGAUUAACACAAGGAUCAACUCACUUGACAUCAUACUUGUCAGGGUUGACAUUCAGCUUCUUGCAAGCUUCAUUGAGGACAUCAACCAGCGGGGUAUCGAUAGGCAAGGCGCCUUGAGAGGUACAGUAGAGUAUCAAGUGAAUUGUCAAAUAGUCAAAGAGCCCGAAUACAACACAGCAAAGACCAAAGAUAUGAUAGUCGACCUUGUUUGUCUUGUCUUCGAUUCACCAGGCAGUGCUAUAACACGUAACUUGGCUGUCUAGACACAGUUGUAAUAAUCAAGUGGGGUGGUUCCUGGAGCUUCCAUCACCCACUGAACUGGAAGCUCUCCAGAGGGGCAAUUACAGCGCGCACGGGGCACAGCUGGAGGG
This is a messenger RNA of Podospora pseudocomata, 2925 nucleotides long. RefSeq names its product ribosomal protein L36. Gene Ontology annotation, biological process: cytoplasmic translation. Bases 477 to 806 code for a protein of 109 amino acids. Gene Ontology annotation, cellular component: cytosolic large ribosomal subunit; ribosome. Gene Ontology annotation, molecular function: structural constituent of ribosome. The transcript has 4 exons. The record is from RefSeq and is a predicted model, not a curated record. Lineage: Eukaryota; Fungi; Ascomycota; Sordariomycetes; Sordariales; Podosporaceae.